AUGAUUGGAGAGGAGCCUAGACCGAGUGACCCCGCGCUGCAGGAAGAUUGGGAUGAGCGCUCCUCGGCUGGCUACUAUUUGAUGUCGCAGAGUUUGGAGCUGAACCAGCGUCACCACGUCAUGCACCUGCUGCCGGAGGUUGAGUGCGGUCCGAAGGCGUGGACCGUGUUGAAGGAGCUGCACGCCCCGACCUCCGUUGUUGCAACGUUGAUGCUGGAGAGGGAGCUGUCCGCGUUGCGCCUGAGCGAGGGAGAGCCGGUGCAACCUGUCCUGGACAAGAUGCGCGACCUCUACGCGAAGUUGGCGACCGCGGGAAUCACCUACCCGGAGCAGACCAAGUGCUUGAAGAUGCUCUCGCUGCUGCCGGAAUCAUGGCUUCAAUUCACGAGCGGAUUGAGCCUGCCGCAGAACCAGAGCUCGUGGACACUCGAGUGGGUGCGGACAAAGAUUCUGGAGGAGGACUUCCGUCGCCGCCAACUGAGGGGUGGAGACGACGGCAGCAGCGGCUAUGGGAUGCAAGGGAGCCGACGUGGCAGAGGACGUGGCUUCGGUGGUGCUAGACACGGUGCAAAGAAGGACGACGACUCCAACGACCAACAAGGAGGUACCGGUUGGGGUCGCGGUGCGAAAUCUGGACGUGGGGGCAAGUCAGGUGCUGGUGGCAAAAUGAAAGGGAGUUGCUGGAAUCGUCACCAGGAUGGCGGCGCGCGGAGGAACCAGAAAAACGGCGCGAGCAUGGUCGCCGAUUCGUCCGACAACAACCCGAAGAGCAACGGCCGUGCGGAGAAGAAGAAGGAGCGCAUCGCUGGCCAGUUCUUCCAUAUUAGAGAGCAGGGGGAAAAAGGAGAUGCCUCUGCCAAGGUUGGAGCAGAGCUGCACCCCCUGGAUUAUUGGGUGUUGGACACGGGCGCUGCUUGGACGAUGACGCCGCGCAAGGACCUGCUGGACCACGUACGCGCUGCACCGAUCAACGAGGUGUGCUCCGCCUCUGGACACGCGCUGAAGGUGGCUGGUGCGGGACGAGCUGCGUUUAAGGGAGCGGAUGGCAAGCCGGUGGUGCUGCACGACGUUCUCCUCGUUCCUGAACUAAAGGCCAACCUCAUCUCCCUCCGUAAGCUUGCCAAGGCUGGGGUGAGCACUAGCACGGAUGGGGCACGCACUUACAAGGGGCAGCUGGGCAAUCGGGUGCUUUGGGAUCUGCACGAGAGCACGGACGUGGGGAGUGCAAUGCCGUUGGAGGGGUUGGUGUGA
This is a messenger RNA of Closterium sp. Naga37s-1, 1251 nucleotides long. NCBI's taxonomy places the organism in Eukaryota, Viridiplantae, Streptophyta, Zygnematophyceae, Desmidiales, Closteriaceae. The record is from the annotation of a GenBank genome assembly.